Centruroides sculpturatus (bark scorpion) is the source of this 1804-nucleotide messenger RNA. Its product is annotated as transcriptional repressor scratch 2-like. Bases 962 to 1720 code for a protein of 252 amino acids. Gene Ontology annotation, biological process: regulation of DNA-templated transcription. The transcript is spliced from 2 exons. Gene Ontology annotation, molecular function: DNA-binding transcription factor activity, RNA polymerase II-specific; RNA polymerase II cis-regulatory region sequence-specific DNA binding. NCBI's taxonomy places the organism in Eukaryota, Metazoa, Arthropoda, Arachnida, Scorpiones, Buthidae. The record is from RefSeq and is a predicted model, not a curated record.
GAGGAGGAGAAGGAGGAGGGGAAGGAAUAAUAAUAUUAGGGGGAAAAAACAAGAGAAAGAGGGAAUUUAAAUUGCAUCGAUUGAUCAAUUAGUCGGGCAAAAGUCAUUUGAUUUUAUAUUCUAUCAUCGAGAGAAAUUAAUUUUUAUUUUAAUGCGAAAAUGAAAAUUUGAAAGUGGUCGAAAAUUCGCACGAAUUGGCCGAGAUAAAGAGAAGGUGUCGCAGUUUGUAGGAAGGGAGGAGAAAAAAAAUGGCUUGUUUGAUUGCAUUCAUCACAUAAAAAUCGGCCAUUAUAUCUGUUGGGAGAUAGACUCUCAGCUUCUGAGAUCUCGUCCACCUUUUAUACUUAAAUAGACCGUUCCUUCUUGCCUUCUUCAUCGAUCGAGCGAGUGCCUGGCGAGCAGAGGCCAGCUGACGGACCGGAAAGGGUUCUGAGCAUGCGUAAACAAUAAUAACGGGCGAUUGAUGACGUCAACAGCUGGUCCUUUCUGAUUGUGACAGUUCCAUCGUUCCCUUCUGACAUAUUUUUCCGGUAGAUGUAUUUACCCAAUAAAGUAAGCUUGACAAAUUUAUUCAUAAAGGUAAAGAUCGGUUUUAAAAUAAAGAAAAGAAGAGAUGGAAACGUCAGGAGGAAGGAAAGCUCUGACGAGAGAUUAGUUAACGUGAAUAUUGUGGCUCGAUGCUAUCUACAGGUGUAGCUCAUAACUGACAAUGCAACCAGGUGGAGUAAAUCGAUGUGACGUCAUCAUAGGAGGCUUCCGGGUCACGAGACCAGCGCUGCGACGACGCGUUGAGAUGACGUCACGAACGGCAGUCAGCACGCAGAGCGAGUGAGAGCAGUGCAGCCAACAUUGUGGUCGAGGAAGCGGUAGAAAAGAGAUGAAGCCGUGUUAAGGAGACACAAGUAGGGUUUCGGUGAACCAAUUUAGGGCUUCCCGGCUGGAAGGGUUUGCAGUCGACGGUAUGCCUCGAUCGUUCCUAGUUAAGAAGCCCAAAUAUCCUCUGGACUAUGUUACAAGGUGGUCAUAUCAAGAACCGUCGAGCCCAACCGAAGCGAGUACGGCACCCAGUCCACCUCCUUACUACAAUAACUCUACAGGUUACGUUUCUGACGUCAUUUCCGGUGUCUCUUGUAUCAACGAAGAGAGGAAAGAUGACUCCAAUUCGAAUCACGAGGGAGCCAGUUCGGAUAAUAGUCGGGAGAUGACAUGUCACAUCAGCGAUGGACGAACAAGAAGAAGAAAAGUACGAGAAAACGUGGAAGAUAGACCUCGAUACACAUGUAGCGAAUGCGGCAAACAGUACGCUACAUCGUCCAAUCUGUCACGUCACAAACAGACACAUCGCAGCCCCGAUUCUCAACUGGCCAAGAAAUGUCCUACGUGCGGUAAAGUGUACGUCAGUAUGCCCGCCCUGUCCAUGCACGUGCUGACCCACAACCUCAAUCACAAGUGUAGCGUGUGUGGUAAGGCAUUCUCCAGGCCCUGGUUGCUUCAGGGCCACAUGAGAUCGCACACGGGCGAGAAACCUUACGGCUGUGCACACUGUGGUAAAGCAUUCGCAGAUAGGUCUAAUUUGAGGGCCCACAUGCAGACGCACUCGGCCUUUAAGCAUUACAGAUGCCAACGAUGUGACAAAACUUUCGCACUCAAGUCGUACUUGAACAAACAUUACGAGUCCUCCUGUUUUAAAGAGACUCCAAAUAUUAUCGAUAGGCAAUAAAUUUCAUAUAUAUAUAUACGUAAUCAAUUCGACCAAGCAAUAGUGUAUCCAAAGCAAUAAUUUUUACACCAACUUCCGAUCGGA